CCGUGCCCGCCGCCGCCCCCACCCCCGCCCGCCGCCCAGAAGAUGGCGAGCCCGUGCGGGCGGCAGCAGUGCUCCAUCCAGCGGCGCGGCGUCCGCCACCAGCUCGAUUCGUGGCGACACAAGCUCAUUCACUGUGUAGGGUUUGAAAGUAUUCUAGAAGGCCUGUUUGGACCUGGAUUAUUAAAAGAUCUCAGUUUGUUUAAAGACUGUGAGCCUGAAGGUGUUUCUGAUUGGUCUUUUGAUGAAAAUUGUCUUUUCUGCUGCCUGAGAAGAGAAAAAGUGAAGGAACACUUAGUCAGUCUGGAUGAGCCAGCCUCGGAAGCUGGACAAGAAGCUCUGCUUAGACAAGAGCAAGCAAAAAUCAUUCGUUUUGAAAGGCAAGCGGAAGAAUUCCUCAAUGCAGUCUUUUACAGAAAAGACAGUCCUAGGGUCUCUGACCCCAAUAUUCCCCUAGUGGCCCGUGAGAUCAUGCAGCGAAUGAUCCGACAGUUUGCUGCUGAAUAUACCUCAAAAAAUAGCUCUACUCAGGACUCCAGCCAGCCCAAUAGCACAAAGAACCAAAGCCUGCUGAAAGCAUCUCUGGUCGCCUCCUCUCCCACGGCUGCAACUGCUCAGAACCCUGUGCUCAGCAAACUUCUCAUGGCUGACCAAGACUCACCUCUGGACCUUACUGUCAGAAAGUCUCAGUCAGAACCUAGUGAACAAGACGGUGUGCUUGAUUUAUCCACUAAGAAGAGUCCUUGUUCCGGCAGCACCUCUCUGAGUCAUUCUCCAGGGUGCUCCAGUACUCCGGGAAAUGGUGAGGAUGCAGCAGAGACAAUAGCAAUAGACUCUAACAAUCAACCGAAGUCUCCACUGGAAAAGUUCAUGGUCAGACUGUGUACACACCACCAGAAGCAAUUCAUCCGUGUGUUAAACGACAUAUACACUGAAGUACAACCAGACUCUGAAGUCCAGCAUUUGUCUGAACCCGAGAGCAUGGAAGCCUCUACCUGUGGCUCUGGUUGUAGCCAGCAAAGCACUGAAAAUCAGGAUAAGGGUGCUACUUGUACUGAAUCAAAGCCCCCUUCUUCCUUGGACCCGGGACAGUCAGGGUCUGAUGGCCCCCUACAUGUUACAGGACAAGCCCCGAAGCAGCCAGUGGAGCUGAAGUCUCUGGACAGAGCAGAGAGCUCCAGUCCUGCUUUGAGAAGGGACUUCUCUGAGCUCCCUGUCACCAGGCUUCGUUCUGCUAGUCCAAAGGAUAGCUCCACUCAAGGAUACCUCAGCACAUUGAACUCUUCCUCUUUGAAUUUCCAUCAUGCCACAAAGAGCCUGGAAGGCCAGCAAGUCCCUGGCCACGAGCAAGAAGCCAGCGUCAGAAAGUGUGAGGACAAUAAAGAGCAGCUAGCAGGUAAGACUCUUGUGGAAGGUUACAUCUCGGUCAAAGUGGCAAAUGUGAACGGCAGUGAGGAUAGCUUAGACAGCUGUCUGGGGUCCCAAAAGAGCUCUUUCAGAGCUCUGCCAGAAGAACCCUGGAAUCCUGGCUUUGCAGUGACCCCUCCUCGCAGCGCUGACAAAGAGAACACUUUGCAAUGCAGCUCGAGAGCAUCUUUGCACCAGGACUUAGACAUGAAAGAACAAGAUGCAAGACCAAAGCAAGAAAACCACCUGCACGCCAUGGCCAAGGGCAAGGCAGGCUGCCACCUGCACCCAGCUGACAAGGACCCACUCGACAAGUCUAAAGAGGGCUGGCUGCCCGCCGGUGCUGCGCCAGCUGGCCAUCGGACCACUGGUGGCCACCCCCGCACCAAGGCAGCCUCUCUCAGGCCCACUCGUAAGAGCAAGAAGGCAUCGGGGCUGAGGAUCAAUGACUACGACAACCAGUGUGACGUGGUCUACAUCAGCCAGCCCAUCACCGAGUGCCAUUUCGAGAGCCAGCGGUCGGUGUCGUCGCGCAGGACAGCGCGGAAGAGCACGCGGGGCUAUUACUUCAACGGGGAGUGCUGUGAGCUGCCGACUGUCCGCACGCUGGUUAAGAGCUCCCGGGCGGAGGAGCGGGGGAGCAGCCCGGCAGUGCGAACAGAGACCCUCGUCAGCGCAAAGCAGCCCCUGAUGCUCUCGGUGGGCGGCGCUGCAGGGGCAGGGCGGGAAGGCGAGAAAAGGGUUUCUCUGAGGCUACUGGCUAAAGGGGCGGCAAGCAGCCGAGAAACGAGGGAGAGAGCCGAGGCAGGCUCCUUGCAGCCCCGGGAUACCCGGGCACUGCGGUCAAGGGAAGCUGCCAUGCCCUUCUUCUCCCUCUCUGCUCCACCCAGUCCCCAGAAAGAGGACAGCUCAGCCGGCUCACCGCCACUUGGCUCCCCUUCUGCUGAAGGAGGGGAGAUGAGAGCAGGAGGCACUCUCCCCUGUGAAGCUGGCAGCAGCCUGGGUUCCUCUGGGGAUGACAGUGGGCAGCCUGUUGAUUUUCCUGCCCUUCCCAUCUCAGAAGCACCCAGUGCAGAGGAAGGUUGUCCAAGCUCUGACUUACAAACUGGUCCUGACCUCCCCGUUAGCAUGGACUCAGAGUCCUCUUUGCAGCUCUCUGCUGCUGCAGACACAGCACCUCUGGCCCAUGGUGUUGCAGGGGAUCUUGCUCAGCUUCCAGCCACAGGGGACAUGGAGCCCUGUGGGAUGCAUCCUACAGAGCCCUUUCCUCACUCUCCAGACCAGCAGGCUCCCAAUGAGCCCCCUGCCACUGUAGAAGGGCAGAGUCCCCCAGAGUCCCCUGCCACCUUGCAGUCUAUGGAUAUGAACAAAAGCAUCGAUGCUGAACCAGAGCCUGAAUUAUUUGACAUGGUGGGUGAUGACUCCCUUGAGCAAAAGGGGUCUGUGCCAGCCAGCACAUCUAUCCCUGAAAUCUCAGAAGAAGAGGCAGUGCAGGUUAACAGCCCAGCAGGUGAAAAAGAGCUCACUGAAGGGGAAAUGCUGCCUGAACCCAAUGGCUCAGACACUGCAGAGAAGGACUCUGUCUCUUCCAGAGACAGUCUAGACAAGAAGCGAAAGAAAGGCAGGAGAGUGCUCGUGGCAUCAGACCGGUGCCUCCGAAGCCAGCAAUCCCAGUUACUUACCGAGGGCAGUACUGAGGACACUGCUGCUUUCAGCUCUCUGCAGCCUCCUGGCCUGGAGAGCAAACUCUCCAAGAGCCCUGGGGCUAAGCGGUUCAGGAGAGAGGUGCAACUGGAUGAGGCUGCAUCCAUGCACUUCCCAGAUGACUGCUUCCCUGAUGUGCUGCUCAAAACCAGCGAGGGGCUGGGCACUGACCAGGCUCCAGAGAGCAUCACAGAGCAGCAGCCAGGUGAGGAGAAUGGUGUCACUACCAGACAAAUCUAUAAAAGCUCAUUAGUAAAAGAGACUGUGGCAGAGGGAGAAGAUUCUUCUAAAGACAGUUCCCCUGCUAAUGGUAGCCAAAGUCAAACGGGUGAGAUGCUGGAAAUCAGUGUCCAGGCCAAUUCUGAGAAGAGAGGCAUUCUUCUGCCUCCAGAGAGCAGCAUGCCUGCAAGUGAUGCCAAGCAAGUGGCUGUGAAACCAGGCGAUGCCAGCACAAAGGAUGGGGAGAGCUCUGACAGUGCCAUAGGCAUAGACAAACUAGAGAACCAUGACCUGGUGGCCAACUUGCCUCCAUGUCCCAGCAGCAGAGGUGGAAGCAAGCAUCUUCCAGCAAAGGCUGCAAAGCAUAAAAAAGUUGCUCUGCAGUUUUAUAACUUAAGACACACACCCACACCCAUAGACACUGCAAAAAAGAGCACAGCAGGAAAAGAGUCUGUGCAAGCCAUCUCCAAACCAAGGGACAAAAACAGAUCAGGGAAUGAUGAUUCCCCAGCGUUGGAGGACACAGACACGGCUGACAACAAACCAAAGUUCAUGGAGUGGUGUGCUGAAGAGGAGAACCAGGAACUUAUUGCUGAGUUUAACACUCAGUACAUGAAAGUUCAGAAGGGUUGGAUUCAGCUGGAGAAGGAGGUGCAGCCAGCCCCCAAGGUAAAGAACAAAGCUGACAAACUGAAAGAGAUUUGGAAAAGCAAAAAAAGGACACGGAAAAGCAGAGGCUCAUUAGAAGUGCAGAAGCUUUCUCCUGUCCAGAUGCUGUUUAUGAAGGCCUUUAAGUUGUCUGACAUCUGCCAGUGGUUUCUGGAGACAACCGAAACCAGGUCUCUAGUGAUUGUGAAGAAACUCAACACCCGUCUCCCAGGGGAGAUCCCCCCCAUCAAAGUCCCCAUGCAGAAAUACUCCUCCUCUAGUCUCUACCCCAGCUCCCUCCAAGCCGAACGCUUGAAGAAACACCUGAAGAAGUUUGCUGCCACUACACCAGCUCGGAAUAACUUGAAGAACCAAAAGCUUUGGGCCAAAAUUCAGGAGAACGCUGAUAAAGCAGAGGCUGAAGAAGCUGCCAGUCCCAGCCAGGCGUCUCCCACCGAUGCCAGCACCAAGGACCCAAGUGAAGACAAGACCAUACAGCCUGCCCCCAGCUUGCCCACACAGGCUAGCACGAGGAUCUUGCGCAAGUACUCCAACUUGCGGGGAAAGCUACGAGCCCAGCAUCGCAUGAUGAAGACAGAGAAGAAGAACGAUGGCCCAGGGGACCAGCCAUCCUUGGAGGUCAAACAGAGCCGAAAAAGCUUGUGCAUCAACCCCCUGAUGUCUCCAAAGCUGGCCAUGCAGAUCAAAGCAGAUGCCUUUCCCGCUAAAUGCCCAUCAGUGGAUGGAACAGGCAAAGGGCGGAAGGGGAAGAACAAGACCCAGGAUGACCCCUCACCCAAAGCUGACCUUCAGCUCAGCAGGAAGAAGAGGAUGCUGAAGGAGAGCGGGAGCACCCAGGAGAGAUCUGGCUCCUCCACCAAGGACAAGCUGCCUGCCAAGAAGGCCAGUAAAAUAAAGCAUUUGGAGGUAAAUGCAAAAGCUCCUGCCACCCGGAAGCAGGCUGCCAUAGAGAGGAGCAAUAAGCUGGCUAGAAAAAUCUCUUUGAAAGAGAAGAGAGCCCCAAAAAAGCAGCUGAAGAAGGUGCGGCUCCCCAUGCGGAAGGGCAAGGAGAACACGAGCAGACGGGCCUUGCUGCCCCCCAGCCACGAGGAGCUGGCCAAGUCCCCCAAGCAGAAACCCUUGGGGGAGUCCUCCACACGAUCACAGAAGAUGGCCAACAAGAAGCCCGGUGGUGGGAAGGCCCUGACGAGGUCCAUGAAGAAGAUUCAGGAGAGCAGCGGGUCGCAGGGCAAGAGGAAGCUGAGGGCGAAAGUGGACUGUUCGCACAGCAAGCGCUCGCGCCUGGACCCGAAAUAGCACAGAAGCGGUAGCCAUGUACAGAACUGAUGUAUAGUAGUGACCCGUCACCAUGCAUUAACUAAAGCUGCUUUUAUAAGCUGUAGCAAGCCUUUACAGAUCCACAGUCGCAGGACAACGCCCGUGAUUUUAGGCAUCGACUGGUGUGUCCCGUACAGAGAAGAGGUCAGCCUGUCUGGCUCUGCUGUUCAGAAGGAAGUUUCUGCAGUUUGAACGUUCCUUGGGUGUUUUGUUUUGUCUUUUCAAACUUGGAACCAGGCAGUUUUAGUUAAAAGUACAGUGCCUUAUUUAUCACUUUAAGAAUAAAAAUAAGAAGCUCGUCUGUGUGAUUUGGAGGCUUGCGUUUUAUACUUGAGGCACAAGCACUUGUACUGUAGCAGAAAGAAAACCACCUUCGUGCACGUAAAGUAGCUUUCAGCAGCCUUUGGGUGCACUCAAAAGUUUCCCUUUCCUUCAGAGUCCUCCUUCUGUCUGUCUUCUUAGUGGCAUUGAAAGCAAAACCAAAACCAUUUCCCCGUGACUGAGGGAGAGAAAGGCAAAUCUGUCCCUUCUCAGUCUGUCUGUAGCAGCUGCUCGUGUCCCAUACUGUUACCCGCAUCAAAGUAGUCAUUGUCUGCUAGCGUGUGCACUGCUGAUGCCUGCCUUGCUGCCCCACGGCGCAGUCUGUGGGGCUGGGGAGGUCCCGCUCAGGCAGAGGAGGCGGAGGAGAUGUACCGGGCUGCCGCAUCCGCUGCUGCCGGGCGGGUGCGCUGGGUCCGAUCUCUCUUUGUUUCUUGCUGGCUUCAGGAAUGAAUUGGUUCUACCGUGCCCUGCUUUCGGACAGACCUCCCCCUCCCAUUUUGCUCUGCUCCCGUUGAUUUCCUCUGACAGCAAAGUGGCUACCACAGCGCUUUGCUGAAAGCUGAAUUUCUCUUUAAGGGCUCUAGCUCCUUCUGAUGGUGCUCUGCAGAAGGAGAGCCCUGGUCCUCACCCUGUGUUCUUGUGCAUGUCUUGCCUUGUGCCCUCCUAAGCCAGCACUUGCAAUUGGAAUAGCGUUGGGAUAAGGGACUGAUUUAAGUUUAUCUUUCACCAUAAUUUGCAUUUCAUCCUUCUACUGGCAAGGUGCAGUUGGUUUGUCCUUGCUUAUGUCUGGUGCUGUGGGGUCUGAAAGUGGCCAAGCCUCUGCCCUGUCUUUCACAACAGCUUUGCAGAGCUUCUCUGCGAACCUCCACAGCACAUGAAAGGCAGCUGGGGGUCUGCAGUGGCAGAAUAGGAUCGUGGUGCCGUUGAGGAAGAGGUGCUUGAAGUGCACAGAGCGUGUGACUGUGCUUUCUCUGCCAGGCAGGGAUGUUCAGUGGCAGUGAAGGAGCUGCUGCGGUCUGCACUCAGGGAGGGGACCCUGCUUGGCCACUGCAUCUCCACAGCUUCACUUUAGCGUUGCUGCACAGUCUGUUUGCAUGAAUCCUGAUGGAUGUCUCCUUACAAGCAGAAGGCAGCAAUGCCUCAGAGGGCACCGGGCAGGCUCUGGGGCACUCAACCUUUAACAGCUAUUUACUGGUCCUUCCUCAGCUUCUUGUCCCUGCUCGGAGCAAGGCUUGGUGGCAGCCGGUGCAUUCGAGAGGUGUGCCUGGCCUGGGGGCAGAGGCUGGAGAGGGCUGGGCUGCCAGGGAAAAUGCUUUUCACAGUUGGCAUUGAACUCCAGAUCCCAAAGCCUGUGGAGAUGGGAGGCAGAUAAUUGUCUUUAAAUCUUUAAUUGUGCCUCUUUAGUAUAGAGGAUGAAACAAUGCAUUUGAGGUUCACACACCCUUUGCACGGCACCUCUGGCUCUCUUGCAGGUGUUCCCUUCCCCCAGCGCUGACGCACACGAGGCUGCAGCACAUUUUUCUCUUACUAUGAAAUGGCUGAUUUUAAAAAAAAAAAUUAUAUAUAUGUAUUUUUAAAAUCCUUUACCUUUCCUUUGAAUCACGCUACAAGAAGUUAACUCUCUGAACAGCUAGGAAUUGAUUAAAUCUAGCCUGUCAGUCCCUGUACAGAUUAAUAUGAAGUUAUCUAUUACUUUAAUUUUUACUGCAUGCAUUAAAUAUGUCAAACAUUCCAUCAGAAAAGGAUUUUUAAAUGUUUCAGGAAAGAUGUGAGGCAGGAGGGCAAUGGUGGCAGUUAAGUGACUGAUCUGUACUUUACUUACAGGUUGUCUUUCCCUCUUGCAUCACCAUCCAUACUUGUGGUCCUCUUCUAAUCUCCAUCUGGGGCAGCCUCUCCACAGGCACAUAAGCCCAGGACUUCCACUCCUUCCCAUGGGCUGGGCAUGCGAGUGAGCACCCCUCUUACUUCCACUGUUCAUGAUGCUUCCUGGCAGCAACCCCCCUUUUCCCCAUCCUUCACUCACGACCCCUCUUUCUCUGUCCUUCACUGUUGCUCCUGAAGUGCCUGUGCCAAGCUGCACAAGCAGAGCUAUGCCAGGCACCAUGCACCAAGUGCUCCUCGGAGCUUUCCCUCUCUCUGGCUCUCUAAAUUUUUAGCCACUGGUAAAUGCAGGCUACUCUGCUCUUCAUCUUCUGCACUUCUGGGAAUGGGAUCCUCACAGGAUAAAACCCAUGACAAAUCAAGUGCAGAGGGGCUUUCUGGAUGGGUGCUGUGUUCCUGCCCACUGGAGCUCCACCAGCACCAGUUGGCUUACCAUGGCAGGAGUGGGAAACAGCAGGCAUCACACCGGUGCAGGAGCAGAGCAGCAUCUGCUCCCACUUUGGUGUGCGCUGCUUGGUUUAGGCAGUGGUCAGUUAGUGGGCUGAGGUUCCCAGCAGUGUCCCUGCCAGGCAUUAGCUCCGGAGAGGGAUGGCCAGAACCUGUCACAGGGAGAAAUCAGAAGUACUGCAAGGACAACCAUGUUCCUCCCAUCUCUUUGGCUUUCUGGUGUCAGCCUGUAUUUUUCUGUCACAUUGCUGUGUUUCAGCUUGAUUGGAUGGAUUUCCUGUGCUGUAGGCAGGUCCCCGUGGGAUGAAGCCCUGUCAGCAGAUGCUGUUGGAGUCACAGGGCUCUGGGAGUGACCAAGAUGACAUCCACCAUGCUGGAUGGUGUGCAGGCAGCAUGGCCUGAGACUCAAAGUGCUUGCAGCUUGUCCCAGGCUGAUUGCCUUCAGCCAGCAGCUCUGUUUAUCCCUGGGGAUGCCAGGGGCAUUUGGCAAGCCCUGGCUUUCCCACAUUAGAUUUGGCAUGUCCUGCACAAAAAGUAACACAGAAUCUGUGGAAAGAACCUUUUAACAGAAGCUGGGCUCUGCCUCGUGGCUGUAAAUGUGAAUUUCUGCAGCAUUUAAUGAGGAAAGGUAAAGGAUGUGGGUUUUGUCAGGGCAGGACUGAAAAGAGGCUCUGAGAUGGGCUGCAAAUUGCUUGCUUGUCUUCAGAAAGCAAAUUAAGACAAAGCAAAUAAUUCUGAUUAAUUGUAAAUGCAAUUUUUUUAAUAAAAUUGCCCCAGAGUGCUGUCUGGGACCAACUUAGGCCAGGCAUGUGUUGCAUGUCCCUUGUGGGCACCUGGGUGCAAUGGGCAGGUGAUAGAGCAACAUCUUGGGCAUCUACAAAGACAAGUAGCAGUGGGUUUGCAGAAGUGCUGAGCCAGGGUGGCCUGAGGGGUGAGAUCAUUUGAGGACUUGUCAACAGGGACCCUCCCCAUCUCUCUUCUCUGCUGUCCUUGGAGCCAGUCCUUGAUACUGCAGCCUCUGCAGGGCUUUCCCCAGCUGGGCACAUCAAUGCUGCUCAGAGCUGUGCUGCCCUCUGCUUCCUUUCCUCCCCUUUAAAAAAAAUCCAGUUCUGAAUAAAAUUAGAGUGAUUCUUCUCUACAUAGACUCAUAGAAUGGUCUAGGUUGGAAGGGACCUCCAAAGGUCAUCUAAUCCAACACUCCCUGCAGUAAGCAGGGGCAUCCUCAGCUAGACCAGGUUUCCCAGAGCCCUGUCGAGCCUCACUUCGAAUAUCUCCAGGAAGUCUCCCUCCUGUGCCGGGAGAGCCUUGCAGUGCAGGACAUCAUGCUGUUUGUGAAGACCUGGCAGGAGUGCUUCCUCCUGCACCUGAUGAGUUUAGCUCAUGGAAAGCCUGCUUUGGCUGUGCGUGAAUAUGGUUAAGCCAUCACCUAUGGCUGACAUUGCAGCGAAUACUUGCCAUGACCUCUGUAGCCCACCUCGAAGUGAGAAUGUUGGAGCUUUGGUAUGAUUUUCCUGAAUUCUGUAUUUGUGCAAUCCUUUGGGUUACCCCAGAGGUGAAGGUGGGCCAGUUGUGGUCAGCAUCUUUAGAAAAAGCAUUAAGGCUUUCUGCUCUUGAGGAAAUCCCCAGCUCUAUGCCAGGCUCGUUUCCUUUCGGUUCUUAACCUAGGAGAUAGCAUCUUUGGCCCCUCAGUUUCUCCUGUGUGCAUUCCCCACUUGACACCUGUAGUAGCUGCCAGGUCUUACUGACUGCAAGAUCUGCUUCUCACAUGCUUUGUUUGCACUUGCUGCUUUGAGUGCUGUAUUUUGGUGCAGGAAGGAAGAGUGCUGUAAUUUGCUAGAAAAUUAAAUUUCCAUUUAAUUUGCUAGCAAAUUUAAGAGCCUACAUGUGAGGUGACUACCUGGCAGGGUGGCAUUGCCUGGGGAGCUCCAUUUUCUUUAUCAACACUCAGAUGUUUGAUUUUUUUUUUUCUUGUUUUCUUCUCCCCCAGCCAAUCCUUGUCUUGCAUUACUGUCUUCCUGAUUUGCUUCCCAGUGUUGUGUCUCUAUGCAGCCAGGGUUCAGCCAGAACAGUGCACAAGAGGCACAAAAGUAAGAAGAAGUGGUACGAUGUGUGUAACCUGUUGCUCUUUGUUAAUGGCCUGGGACAGGCACAGCUUGCUUCUGUGUGUUCUGCAGCAAGGCAGCAGUGAGGUGUAUGGCUGAGGCACAGCCCCUGCCUUAACAGCCUGUUUCCAGUAAAUGCAGCUUCGAGGCAGUGUAAGGGAUGCACAGGGAGCUGCAGAUGAUCUCAGCGAGUGGAAGGAAAUAAGCAGCAUGAUUUAUUGCCUUAUUCCACACGGGCACUGAGUUGUGUUUCCAUUAGCAGAGCUGCCCGCUGGCACUACCGCAGUGCCAUCCUCAGCUCCGAAGCCUCAUUGCGCUCCACCUCCUCUGGGCCACCCCACAACUCCCUGGACUGCUUCUUCAGUUUUGGAUUUCAGCACAAGUGCUGUAUCCUACAAGCAGUUUUCUCUUUCUGUUACUUUGGCUUUCCUUGCUGGCCACUUUCUCAUCCUGGUCUUGACGCUGGCCUCCAUCCCACCUCCCCGGUCCAUGUAGCAGGAGCAGCAGCAUCUUAGCUCUGCACCUCCACCCAUGUCCCUGCUACCCCUUUGCUGCCAUCCUCCAUCUCUUCUCUCACCUGGUCAUUAGCAGCUUGGGGUCUUCCCACUUCACAUGGUUAGGAACCAUCUAUUUUACCUAAUCUCUGGGAGGUUUGCCAAGCUUAGAGUCAACAAUUAUCUGUCAGGGACUGAGGGCUGCAGCAAGAGCAGUGUAAGCCCAGAAUGGCCUCUUCUAUCUGUACCUGUUAGGUUCUUGUUCUGCAGUGCUAGGCCUGGAAUGAGUUUCUCUGCUGUUGAGGAGCGUACAGUAUGUCCAAGGUGUGCCAUGUUUGUAUUCAUCACUGACUCAUGACUAAUGAGAGCCUUUUUGCUCGUGUUUGCUGCAUGCAGUGGUGUAUCUGUGUUCAGCUGCGGGCAUAUCAGUGAGAUGCAUCUGCAGCAACCCUUCUCCAAAGAGCUGUUUAGCCAGAGCUGAUCACUUCAGCCAGCUUUGUGACAUAUUCCUAGAUGACUCUUCAUGAGCCAGGAGAGUGGGAUGGACUUGUCCUUUCUGCUUUCUGCAUCUGUAUCUCUCCUGUGCCAGGGGAGCCUCACAGUGCAGGACAGAACGAGCUGGUGGGCAGCCCCAGUCACGUUUGCCUGCCAGCUCCUAGUAGCCUCCUGGAGAACAGUGAUGCAAUCUUAGAAGGAUACGGUUGUACAGCUGCCCUCUUUGGAAGACUUGCAGAUGGACAGUUUCUC
Pogoniulus pusillus (Red-fronted tinkerbird) is the source of this 11305-nucleotide messenger RNA. It is a transcript of the gene LCOR, whose product is annotated as ligand dependent nuclear receptor corepressor. Gene Ontology annotation, cellular component: nucleus. The coding region runs from base 43 to 5292 and encodes 1749 amino acids. Lineage: Eukaryota; Metazoa; Chordata; Aves; Piciformes; Lybiidae. Gene Ontology annotation, molecular function: DNA binding. Gene Ontology annotation, biological process: regulation of transcription by RNA polymerase II. The record is from RefSeq and is a predicted model, not a curated record. The transcript has 7 exons.